AUGCAGUUUAGCCUGCCAUCCAUCCUGUCCAGCUUUAACCAAUGGGGAGCUUUUCUGUUCUUCGGCGCAUGGUGUCUUGUUGCCAUUAUUUACACCUUCCUCAUGAUCCCUGAGGUCUCUGGCCUCACUGUGGAGGAAAUCGAAGAGACUUUCAAGGGCUCGUGGUUUAAUGCUUAUCAGACCUCGCGACACCGCCAAGUGAUUGAAGGCCGACCUGGGGCUGAGGCGCCCGUUGUCAGCAAGAUAAUCACGGUCAGGACCAAGUCUAUGGACGGUGAAGGAAAGGCUGAGCCUUAA
This is a messenger RNA of Pestalotiopsis fici W106-1, 297 nucleotides long. RefSeq lists its product as uncharacterized. Lineage: Eukaryota; Fungi; Ascomycota; Sordariomycetes; Amphisphaeriales; Sporocadaceae. Gene Ontology annotation, molecular function: transmembrane transporter activity. Bases 1 to 297 code for a protein of 98 amino acids. The transcript is spliced from 2 exons. The record is from RefSeq and is a predicted model, not a curated record. Gene Ontology annotation, biological process: transmembrane transport. Gene Ontology annotation, cellular component: membrane.